GUCUGAUAGAAGAUGGAUUUACACAAGGACCCUAUUAUAAAUGUCUAGUGGCUGAGGUUCCACCAGAACGAGCUUGUCGAGGCCACACCAUCGUGGGGUACGCCAUGUAUUUCUUCAGUUAUAGCUCCUGGAAGGGCAGGGCGCUUUAUCUGGAAGACCUCUAUGUUAUGGAGGAGUUCCGAGGUCAAGGAAUCGGGAGCACGUUUCUGCGCAAAGUGGCAGAGAUCGCCUUACAGAACAAGUGCACCAGGCUGAACUUUGUCGUCCUGAAUGAGAAUAAGCCGAGUAUUGACUUCUACCUCACGAAGGGAGCUGUGGACCUGACAGAUUCUGAGGGGUGGCAUCUGUUCAGGUUCGAUCAGGAGCAGAUGCAACGGCUAGCAGGAGGAAAGGGGCAGAAUGUUCCCACCUCUCCCUUUAAAUAAGCGGGGCUAGUAGACAGAAUUCCUCUUCCCCGUUUCCAGGAGAAAUCCGAGCAUCCCCUUUUAAAAUGGGGAACACCUAUGUAAACGUGUCACACUGCAAUCAUAGCCUCCUGCCAGCAUGUGGCGCUACUGAGAACUGACCACGUGAUCUGGUGUCAGACAGUCAGAGAACACCUUUCAUUGGAGAACUCCGUAUCUCCUUUCCACGUUUAAUGACUUAAAUAAUAUGUUCAUCACUGUUUCUUAUUCCUUGGAAUGAUAUUGGCUCCUAAAUGGACCAUAACCUGUGAUUUUUAUUAAUAUUAAAAUUCUUGCAUCUUCGCUCCCUGCAUGCAAAACAUCGCUCCUUGUUUUCACCUUUUCCUGCUGACUUUUUCCAAUGUUGGUGAAAAGAUUCUCAAGGAUGAUAGGAAAAAUGUGAGGUUUUAACUAUCAGGAAAGAUCGAAUGGCUGGGGCUCUUUUCUCUAGAAAAGGGAAGGGUGAGAGGGUGACCUAAUGAGGUCUUUAAAAUUCUUAAAGGGGGUUCGAUAGCACAGAUGUAGAGCAGAUGUUUCCACUUGUGGUGGGGUGGGGUGGUGGGGAGAGGCCAGAACAAGUGUGCAUCAAAACCAAACUAUAAGGUACAGCGAUGUGAUAAUGACCCAGAUCAUCUGUUUUUAGUGAUAGUGGUUGAGGGUUAAAUAUUGGCCCCAGGGCACCGGGGAGAACUCCCCCCACUCCUUCCAGUCAUGGCUGUCGGAUCUUUCACAUCCAUCUGAGAGGGCAGACUCAUUUAGCAUCUGCUCCAAAGGAUGUACAUCUGACAGUGCGGCACUCCUUCAGCACUGACCCUCUGACAGUGCAGCACUUCCUCAGCACUGACCCUCUGACAGUGUGAUGCUCCCUCAGUACUGACCCUCCGACA
This is a messenger RNA of Carcharodon carcharias (great white shark), 1330 nucleotides long. Its product is annotated as thialysine N-epsilon-acetyltransferase-like. The transcript has 4 exons. The annotation marks the transcript as partial. The record is from RefSeq and is a predicted model, not a curated record. Lineage: Eukaryota; Metazoa; Chordata; Chondrichthyes; Lamniformes; Lamnidae. Gene Ontology annotation, molecular function: N-acetyltransferase activity.